Messenger RNA from Ctenocephalides felis (cat flea), 1680 nucleotides. RefSeq names its product protein pellino (gene Pli). NCBI's taxonomy places the organism in Eukaryota, Metazoa, Arthropoda, Insecta, Siphonaptera, Pulicidae. The transcript is spliced from 10 exons. Gene Ontology annotation, molecular function: ubiquitin protein ligase activity; protein binding. The record is from RefSeq and is a predicted model, not a curated record. Gene Ontology annotation, biological process: regulation of Toll signaling pathway; protein polyubiquitination. Bases 254 to 1537 code for a protein of 427 amino acids.
UUAAUAAAGAUUAGUAAGUGCUUUUUGCUGCUCCCAAGCUCCUGUAUGUAAUAAAUAGUGUUAAGUAAUUUGUAAAUAAAUAAUAUUAAUAUAACAUUUAAUAAAAAUGGAGCCCGUAUAUUAUAAAUGCCGUGCAAGUGGUGUAGAUUUUAGUAAGGCAUUUUGAGUGUUGUGUCAAAAUAUAUUUAUAAAGUGUUGUAUAUAAAUAACAGUUGGAAAAAUAGCUUCGCAUUCAAGAAACACGGAUUCUAACAUGGUCAAAAGAGACGGGUCAGCUCAGGCGAUACCCGAAGAAAACCCGAGCUUAGCGGGUGAUGACGAACCUAGCAAACCACCUGUGAAAUACGGCGAAGUUGUCAUUCUUGGUUACAACGGUUUUUUACCGCAAGGGGAUCGUGGCAGGCGGCGGAGUAAAUUCGUAUUUCAGCGUCGGCCCACUGCCAAUGGCGUCAGAAGAGCGAAGCAUUAUGAAGUCAGAUCACCCCAAACGUCCAGAGCCAUUAUGGACACUAGGCAACAUUCAAUAUCCUAUACUUUAUCAAGAAAUCACGCUGUAAUUGUCGAAUAUGCGGAGGAUCCAGAUACCGAUAUGUUCCAGAUCGGUCGCUCUUCAGAAGAACCAAUAGACUUUGUGGUUAUGGAUACAGUACCCGGCGACAAAAAAGGCGAACAACGAGCUGAACAAUCUACAAUAUCGCGGUUUUCGUGCCGCGUUAUAGCAGAAAGAGCGAGGCCUGGCAACGCGCGGAUCUACGCUGCCGGAUUUGAUUCUAGCAGGAAUAUAUUUCUGGGGGAAAAAGCGACAAAAUGGCAGGACGCUUGUGAAAUAGAUGGACUAACGACGAAUGGUGUGCUAAUUAUGCAUCCACGUGGCUCAUUUUGUGGAGGAGACGCACAAUCAGGAUGCUGGCGUGAAGCGUCUGUUGGUGGCGGCGUUUUCUCAUUGAGAGAAAGUCGAGCGGCACUUCAGAAGGGCAUACCGGUCGAAAACGAAACAAAUAUUCUGCAGGAUGGAACAUUAAUCGACUUGUGCGGGGCUACGUUGCUUUGGCGAUCUGCCGAGGGCUUAGAAAAAUCACCAACAAAGAAGGAUUUAGAAAAGCAAGUAGAUGAAUUAAAUGCUGGUAGACCACAAUGCCCUGUAGGUUUAAACACCCUUGUAAUUCCUAGAAAAGUAUCCGCAGGCGAUCAUGUAAAUCAACCUUAUGUAUACCUUAACUGUGGACAUGUACAAGGACAACAUAAUUGGGGACAAGAUAAAGAAUCAACGAAGCGCCGGUGUCCAAUGUGUCUGGAAACGGGUCCUGUAGUGACGCUAUGUAUGGGGAUUGAACCAGCAUUUUACGUAGAUUCAGGAUCCCCAACGUUUGCCUUCAAUCCUUGUGGACAUAUGGCCACUGAGAAAACAGUCAAAUAUUGGGCAAGCAUAGAGAUACCGCAUGGAACAAAUGGGUUUCAUGCUAUUUGUCCAUUUUGUGCUGUACCUCUAGACAGCCCUGGUUAUGUAAAACUCAUUUUUCAGGAUUAUUUGGAUUAAAAAUAACUUAAAGUCAUUGAUCUCCCUUCAAUCCAUCUAUUAUUCCUCAAUUUCAAAUAUUCUGAUUAUGGAUAUCGACAUAUAGAGAAAAAUACCUAAGCAAAUCAAUAAGUCAAAGUUAUUUAAUACUAACCUGCGCACAG